AUGCUCCCGAUCAUCGAACCCUCCACCACUGCGCAGCACAUCAAGAGGGAGGUUGAUGAGCUGGAGAGGCUCACCUCCUUGAAUGCCGACCUGAUGCCGGAGGUGCGCGACGGGAGCGCGCUGGGCCCGACGCCAUCGGACUCCCUCCUCGUCCAAGACUCCAUUCCGCAAGGCGGCGCGGCGGGCCCGACCUUGCCGGACCCUUCCACGCUCGAGAACGCCGGCACGGAUCGGUCCGAAAAUACCUCCGAGAACGGCAUCUUCGGACCGCUUCAUGAGCUGGCGGAGCAGGUCGUCCAGUCCUUUGAUGAGGAAGAGGCACAGUUCGUGGCUGAACUGCAGAGCUCCUGGAGGGAGGCAGAGCCCAUGCAACUGAAGACCGCCAAGUGA
Molecule: messenger RNA, 390 nt
Organism: Auxenochlorella protothecoides
Lineage: Eukaryota; Viridiplantae; Chlorophyta; Trebouxiophyceae; Chlorellales; Chlorellaceae
Exons: 1
Coding region: 1-390 (129 amino acids)
Source: RefSeq, a predicted model, not a curated record